CAAAAGAGUUGCGAGAAAAUUCAGUCCACAUCUGUUUAGCUCCGAUGGAAAUACGAACUCAUAACUGUUAAAAUAAGUUUAUAAUGGGCAGUUGAAAAUGACAGCUCGGAUUCACUCCUUUGUUUUGCAAUGUACGUUCCUUGUCGGGUUAGGAUUGCUAGUUUAUGAACCUGGCGUUUCUGGACAGUGUUCCGAAUUCGUAUCUCCUUUGGAGAUCCAUGUAGAUUGGUGGAACGUCUUGCCCUACUCCUCUCGUGAAAAGAAUGAAAAUGGAAACUUCACAUACAGUGGUAUAUUUCCUACAGUGUUAAAACACGUUACAAAUCAAACUGGGAUAAGACUGAAAUACAAUGAGCCGAUGAAGAACUUUGUGAAUUUCACUGGGAUGGCAAACAACAAGAGAAAUAACACGAUUUAUUUCCCAGUCAUGGCGGAAGAAGACGACGACAAGAGCUGUUAUAUUCCAGUUUUAUCAACCAACGGUCCAGCGUACAUCAUUCAUAUCCAAGAAAUUGUUCCCCUAACACUGCUUGGGAAAGGCUUGCUUCAGGGGUGGCAGGUUAUAGCGCUAACCUUGGUUUUAGCUGCAAUAUCUGGGGUUUUUAUGUGGCUUAUGGACAGAGGCUCUAACCCCGAAGAUUUCCCACCAAAUUUCUUCACUGGAGUAUGGCAGGGUUUUUGGUGGGCUUUUGUAACCAUGACAACUGUAGGGUAUGGUGACACCGCUCCUCGGUCAGUACCAGCCAGACUGUACAGUAUUCUGUGGAUGAUUAUUGGUAUGAUCGCUUUCUCAGUUCUCACCGCAAAUAUAACCAGCUCUUUGUCGCAGAAGACCUUUGAUGCAGAGGAGAAAAUGUUUGGAAAAAGAGUUGGUGUUCUUGAAGGAACAUUGGACGCAAAAGCAGCCAUACUGGAGAACGCUCGUAUUAUCAAUCAUCAGACAGUCGCUGAACUAUUAAGUAGUUUGCAGCGAGGUAAAGUGGACGGAAUUCUCGUGGAGAGAUACGUGGCAGGCGCUUAUUACAACGAGUACAAAGAGCUAGGAAUGGAACUGGGGACAUUGAUACGUUUUCCAUACAAAGUGGGAAUGCAAGCACCCAGUUUUAUCACUGGACGCGACGGAGAAACUUGCACUGCGUUUAAGAAAUGCGUGCUGGACAUCUUGGGAGAAGAGAAGAUUCCUAUGAAAGUUCUGAGCGACUUUUCAAACGCAUGGCAAGACUUUAAGCCGAGCGAAUCGACAUCAUUGUUUGAAGACGAAUCAUUCUUUUAUAUUCUCAUUGCAUUUUUCUUUGCAUUGCUUGGCGUUGGAUGUGUCUGGCAUUACUUCGUGUUUAUUCCAAAACAACGACAAACUAUUAACGACAAUAAUGGUGAUGAGGUAAAGGCCAUGGAGUCCGGAGAGAAAUUUAUAGUUCUCAAAACGGAACUCGAAAUGUUGUGCCCAGAUUGCCACCCGAAGUUGGAUGCAAUUUUAACGGAAAAUCCAGAUCGACAAUACCACGAUUCUCUUCUGCACAUACCGUUGUUACACGGAGCUCCUAAUCUCAAAAUGUUGUCUGCGAAUGCAUUCGACCAACUAAAGCGAGUUCCAUCCAACGCCGCUGGGGCCAUACCUGAUGCCUUUGUCGGCCGCAAAAAAUCUGGCCGUGUUAGUAAAUGCUAAGACACUAAAUAAAUACAGUAUAAUACGCAGUCCAGUCUCUGCAUUGAGAUCAGCCGAUUGUUGCAUAGAUUAACUCUGUAGUGUAGGUUUGAACCCAUAAGAUGAGUUCGUGAAACCUUGGGACAUGGAAAUGACGAAUUUGGGUAACCAACUUGGCGGGAAGGCUAGCAGUGAGUGUAGUCGGACGGUAGAGGGAGU
Messenger RNA from Dendronephthya gigantea, 1864 nucleotides. RefSeq lists its product as uncharacterized. Gene Ontology annotation, cellular component: membrane; voltage-gated potassium channel complex. The transcript has 8 exons. Bases 98 to 1666 code for a protein of 522 amino acids. The record is from RefSeq and is a predicted model, not a curated record. Gene Ontology annotation, molecular function: delayed rectifier potassium channel activity. Gene Ontology annotation, biological process: potassium ion transmembrane transport. NCBI's taxonomy places the organism in Eukaryota, Metazoa, Cnidaria, Anthozoa, Malacalcyonacea, Nephtheidae.